Debaryomyces fabryi is the source of this 1818-nucleotide messenger RNA. RefSeq lists its product as uncharacterized. NCBI's taxonomy places the organism in Eukaryota, Fungi, Ascomycota, Pichiomycetes, Serinales, Debaryomycetaceae. Bases 1 to 1818 code for a protein of 605 amino acids. The transcript has a single exon. The record is from RefSeq and is a predicted model, not a curated record.
AUGACUUUUAAAGAUACAAUAAAUGGUAUUGUGAAGCCCAAAGUGAAUGAGGAUAGCGUAUAUAACACUGGAAUGUUGGUUUCGGAGGAUACUACUAGAAAAACUGAUCGGGCGGCAAUGUCUAAAAGUAGAUCUCGUAUCGAAAAUGUACAAUAUAAUGAUUUGAAUAUCGAAAUAGACCAGAAAGAUAUUGAUAGGGCGGCCAAAAAAUACCACAAAGAGAUGAGAAGUCGCCGGAAGGAGCAAAAUAGAGAGAGAGAAACUUCUCAGUUACAACAUGGAUUUCUGCCGGUAUCAGCGGAGGUGCUUAUUACAGAGAAUAAAGAAGAGAGACCAGAGACACAGCAAGAAAUUCGGCCUAGAUCUCGUCUGAGAUCACAUCUGAGACAUCAGAAGCAUAGAAGGUCUCAGAUGGCCAACAUGGAGCGUGGACGCCGACAAAAACCGCAAGAAACGGAGAACCUGGCUACUCAAGAGCCUACUGUAAGACGGCUGAAACAAAAAAAGCAGCAUCUGGCGAAAAUAGACCACCUGGAUUACCCUGGGGCAGUGAGCUCGGUAUUUCGUACUCAAGAAGAGCUGACAAGCGAAGCAGCACAUAAACAUUUCGGAAAUUCGAAACAACUGAGAUUAAAUAACGAUGAGCGAGGACAGGGUACAGAUGAAGAGCUAAUCCAUAGAAAUCGAAGACGUCAAAAAAAGCAUUCUAUACGGCAGCAUACUUUACUCGAAACUCUGGAAGUACCUUCUAAGCCUGAAGAAACGAGUCCAAGACAAAGGCGUCAAAAGCACCCAAGGCAACGCCAACAAGACCCAUCCGAGCCUACACAAGAUGCAACUUCAAGACAAAGGCAUCAGCACAACCAUGAGCAAGUACGGGAUUCGCAAGGAGAAGAAUCAUGGAUAUUAGAAACCGUUCCUGUUCCUGAACUAGUUCCAAUUCCCCAUUCAAGGAAUAAUCGUCUAAGACACCCACAAGCUAAUCGAGUACAAUCUGAUCGAGUACAAUCUAAUGGAGCACAUUUAUUGGGAGAUAGUCCAGAAACAUCUUCAAGACAAAGGCGCCACCAGCAUCUUGCACAACAACACGCUCCACCAGAAAGUCCAAUACAACUACGUACGACGGACUCUGAAUCUCGUUUGAGGCAUAUUUUACAUCAACAGCUUCCACCUAAUCAUCAAGUAUCCCACCCAGAGCUGUUUCAAAGACGUCUAAGAAGUCCUAUAAAUGAUGUAGCCACGGAACUGCCGGAGUCCAGUCAACGAAGACCACGAGUUCAAAAUUCUUCUAGAAUAUUGCAUCCAUGUGAUAGGAUAUCUUUCAGUGAGGAUGAUAUACCCCAAUCCUCAAGUCAAGAAGAUCUCCCUCCAUCCGACGAAUACUACGCAGGUAACGAAGCCGAAAUACCCCCGUACCAUGCUACACUCCACAAGUAUUUGGAUUUGAUAUCUUACGAUCCUCGAGUAGUACCCUGCUUGAGGGUUAAUAGAGCGCUAAUCAAAAGUAAUGACAAGCUAUCCGAAUCUAUCUUCCAAUUUCUGAAGUUCAAUUUGUUCCCCGAAUCGAUUGAUCCCUGGGAAAUAUCCCAUAUUGACGACCAAUAUUAUGAUGACCUUAUUCCUGAAUUAAUUCCGGUAGAAACCGAUAGCAGUGAUGUGCUGCCAAAUAUACCAUACGAACCGCAUUAUAGGCAUCAUAACGAUGUGAUGCCUCAAAUAAUUAGUGAUGACGACUACGAAUAUGCAUUAUAUUUGUCAUCUCUUGAAAAUAAUGUACAUAAUCAUACCAUGAACAUAAGUUCCACCAUUGGAAGCUAA